Messenger RNA from Chinchilla lanigera (long-tailed chinchilla), 4546 nucleotides. It is a transcript of the gene Proser1, whose product is annotated as proline and serine rich 1. NCBI's taxonomy places the organism in Eukaryota, Metazoa, Chordata, Mammalia, Rodentia, Chinchillidae. The record is from RefSeq and is a predicted model, not a curated record.
AGAGUCUGUCCCGCCGUCCGCUGCCGGGGCUGCGGGACCCAGGAGUCGGGAGGAGCGGCGGGGGAUGCACGCGGGCCGGGCCGCGGUUCCUGGAGCGCCGCGGUGAGGAGAGGCCAGCGCCUCCCUCCUCGCCGUCCGCCGGGCCCGGGCACAGGUGCGGCGGCCGCGCCCGGCCCUCGCCGCCCCGCACGGCGCCGCGCAGGCUCCCGCCUCCGGUCUCUCUGCGGGACUCGGAGCACCGGCUCUUCCCCGAAGCUUUGUGUGAAGAAGCGCGGCGGGACUGCCUUUUGCUUUUAAUAAAAAGUUUUUCUGAGUGUCAGUUUUUAGAAAUUUUUGCGGCGUUUGCAAUACUCUACCUCUUUUCUCCUGCUCGUAGAGUGCUUUUCUUCUUCAGCUCUAAACCUUUUUUGCCGUCAACGGAGCAGAACAGGGAUGAGCUCUCUGUAACUGAAAGUAUAACUUAAACGCGGCGAGGCGGUCGUCAAGAUGGACAAGAAAUCCUUUGAAACGGUGCUGGAUGAAAUCAGAAAGGCUGUUUUGACAGAAUACAAACUAAAAGCAAUUGAAUAUGUGCAUGGAUACUUCUCUAGUGAACAGGUGGUUGAUUUACUGAGAUAUUUUUCCUGGGCUGAGCCUCAAUUAAAAGCAAUGAAGGCAUUACAGCAUAAAAUGGUGGCUGUGCACCCAGCGGAAGUGGUCAAUAUACUCAACUGUUUCACCUUCAGUAAAGACAAGCUCAUUGCUCUUGAACUGUUAGCUUCGAAUAUUGUUGAUGCACAAAAUUCUCGGCCCAUUGAAGAUUUAUUCAGGAUAAAUAUGUCUGAGAAGAAACGAUGCAAGAGAGUACUUGAACAGGCUUUCAAGGGGGGCUGCAAAGCUCCCCAUGCUAUGAUAUCUUCUUGUGGGACAAUCCCAGGAAAUCCGUAUCCCAAAGGAAAACCUAGUCGUAUAAAUGGAAUUUUCCCAGGAACCCCUUUGAAAAAAGAUGGUGAAGAUUGUACCAAUGAAGGCAAAGGAAUAGCUGCGCGGAUUCUUGGACCAUCUAAACCACCUCCUUCAACGUACAAUCCACAUAAACCUGUUCCUUACCCAAUACCUCCGUGCCGGCCACAUGCGACUAUUGCACCAAGUGCUUACAAUAAUGCAGGUCUGGUACCGUUAGCCAAUGUCAUAGCUCCAGGUGUACCCCCUCCACCUCCAUAUACUCCUAAUCCAGUAGGAACAGAAAAUGAAGAUCUUUCCACCCAGUCAAAACCUGCACAGAAUCAAACAUUUUCCACCCCAGCAAGUCAACUCUUUUCACCGCAUGGUUCUAAUCCUUCAACACCUGCUGCCACUCCUGUCCCCACCGCAUCGCCAGUCAAGGCAGCAAAUCACGCCUCAGCGUCAGCGGCUGCCACCAUUGCCGGAAUGAAUGUACCGAACGCUGUCCUUCCUGUGUUCCCCGGGCAGGUCUCCUCCGCCAUCCACACACCUCAGCCAUCGAUGCCAAACCCAACAGUGAUCAGGACCCUGGCGCUGCCUACUGCACCUAUAACUUCCAUGCACAGUACAACCUCUGCUCCUGUUCCUUCCAUUUUUUCUGGUCUAGUGCCAUUGCCGGGCCCUUCUGCUCCUCCAGCCCUGGCCCCUCAGGCCUCGUCUACACCUCGCUCCACUCUUGCUUCCAGUGAAACGUUUGCUUCCACUUCGGCCCCUUACGCCCGCCUCUCCUUUUCCACCAACACUACCGCCGCUGCUACCAGUAACCCCAGUUCCGCCUCGUUGUCGUCAGUGUUUGCGGGUCUCCCUUUGCCCUUAGCGCCAGCCUCCCAGGGCGUGUCCAACCCAGCCGCUUCCCUGAUUACUGGCGGUUCUGCUCCCAGUGUUGCUGGUUCACUUGGGAUAAAUAAUCCUCUUCUGUCCGCUUUAAAAGGCUUUCUGACGUCAAAUGACACCAAUUUAAUCAACUCCUCGGGUUUGUCGCCUGCUGUGACAAGUGGGCUGGCUUCGUUAUCCUCUCUUACUAAUCAGAGCUCUGAUUCUCCUGCCUCGGCCCCUAGCAAGUGCUACGCCCCGUCAGCCCUUCCUGUCUCGCAGAGGUCUUCCACUCCUGCGCUGGCCCUGUUCCCGGGCCUGCCGUCCCCUGUGGCUGCCUCGACCACCACUGCCCCUGCGCUGCCCGUGCAGUCUCCUUUGGCUACCGCCACAUCCUCGUCGGCAUCAGUGCCGGGGAGCUGCGGCUCUUCAGCUGCCCUCCUGCACGGCGCCCACCCGGGUCCUUCAGACCUGCACAUUUCACCCGCCCCUGCUGUGACAACUAUUCCUGUUAUGAUCAAAACUGAGCCCACCAGUCCUACUCCCUCUGCCUUCAAAGGCCCCUCUCACUCCGCGAAUCCCCCGUGUGGCACUUUAGGCUUGUCAGGGACACUGGGCCGUGCGUACACUCCCGCAUCAGUGCCCAUCAGUUUAUCCACUUGCCUUAAUCCUGCACUGUCAGGCCUCUCCAGUUUGAGUACUCCCUUAAACGGUUCAAAUCCCCUCUCCUCCAUCUCCCUUCCGCCGCAUGCCGCCUCCACUCCUAUCGCUCCAGUAUUCACUGCUCUUCCUCCCUUUACUUCUUUGACCAACAGUUUUCCAUUACCCGGCAGCCCCUCUCUGAACCCAUCCGUGUCUCUUCCAGGGUCCUUGAUAACCACCUCUUCCAGCUCCGCCACCUCCACAGCCAUGCCUCCUCCCAGCUCUACCGCAGCUGUUCUCUCAGGGCUCUCCGCCUCAGCGCCGGUCUCGGCAGCACCUUUCCCCCUCAACUUGUCCACUGCUGUGCCCUCCCUCUUCUCCGUCACCCAAGGACCGCUACCCUCUUCCAACCCUUCCUACCCCGGCUUCUCCGUCUCUAACGCCCCUAGUGUCGCCCCUGCACUCCCUUCAUUCCCGGGAUUGCAGGCGCCCUCCACAGUCACAGCCGUCACACCUCUGCCUGUUGCAGCCACAGCUCCCUCACCAGCACCCGUCCUCCCAGGAUUCGCUUCAGCAUUCAGUUCUAAUUUCAACUCUGCUCUUGUUGCACAAGCUGGUUUAUCAUCUGGACUCCAAGCUGCAGGCAGCUCUGCUUUUCCAGGCCUUCUGUCCCUCCCAGGUAUCCCUGGGUUUUCCCAGAAUCCUUCACAGUCGUCCUUGCAAGAAUUACAGCAUAAUGCAGCUGCACAGUCAGCAUUGUUACAGCAGGUUCAUUCAGCUUCAGCUCUGGAAAGCUAUCCAGCUCAGCCUGACGGCUUUCCAAGUUACCCCUCAACACCGGGAACGCCGUUUUCUCUGCAACCAAGCCUGUCCCAAAGUGGGUGGCAGUGAAUAUUUUAAAUUUCUUAUUCUUGGAAACAACAUGAGAUUUGCCUAAGAACUGCAGUGAACAAUCUGACAGAUGUGAAGUCAGCCAAAAUUCAGAAGAUGAAAAUGAGGAUAAUCCUUGGGAAAUUGAAAAUCCCAACUGCAUUUUUAAAAAUGGUUUUAAGUAUGAAUACUUUCCAAUCCCUUAUGUAAAUAUGCUGACAAUGAAUUGUAAGGGGAAUGGCAUUUAAAAAAUUAUUUGGGGACUUUUCACCUCCCAUCCUACAAAAUUUUGAAUCAUGUAUGUGGUCUAUAUUGAAAGAACAUUAAAAGAGAAGACUGAACUCUGUAGCCGAAUACAGCCUUAAAUCUGCUUGUGUAGCAUCCAUGGACAGAAGUAAUAGUUGUGCCUCAGCUGUAUGGGUUGCAUGUGGCCCUGGGGAGUUAACUGCCCUUGGUAUGCAUGAGUGGUUCCCGUUAGUAUCAGUCGGAGUUCAGUAUUUCCUGUAUAUCCACAGAAGGGAACUGGAGACCCACUGUUACUUUUAAUUUCUAAGAUUUAUGAUCAUACGUACUGCUGGAUUUAACUAUGUUUCAGGUAAGUGGAAAUGGUGCUUAAUUAUGUAGUCUCUAGAAUGACUUUCAGGUGUUUUCAGCUAGAAAUAUAUAUGCAGAACUACUUUCUUACGGAAAUACACGAAGGCUUAUUGUAAUUCUUGUCUUCACAACAACUUUUCCCAAUCUCAGCAGUGUCCAGACGGAUGAGGAACACGUGGGCCACCCCUGUCACUCAUUGUACUCUGGAAGCUCUUGGUGAAUGUUUACAAUCAUGGCGUGUAGUAUUUUUAUUUGUAUUUAAAUGAAAUGGUUAUUUGAAAUAAUUAUGUGACAGCAAAUAGAGAAGACUUGCUCUGUUAGUAAAUAAGCAGUGUGUACUCUAUUUAAGGACCUAUGGUGAUAUUACAUGACUGAAUGUCAUUACCUUAAGAGUGAUAACUGCCACACUGGGGUGGGGGAUAGGAAGACAGAAUUCCAAUCCUGUGAUUAAAAGUGUAAACUAUAGAGUCUACUGUAGUACAUUUCAGCAUCUAGAAGUUUUACUUUUAUAAAGAUGAUGUCUGGAAGAUGUUGCAAAUGUAUUUUCCUUCAACAUGGGGAUCAGGCUUUUUAAGUAUAUUAAAUAUUCCUGUAUGGUUAGUUUUUAACAAUUUUUUAAAAUAAACUUUAUGGAUAUGACAAA